Malaya genurostris is the source of this 1759-nucleotide messenger RNA. Its product is annotated as zinc finger protein 501-like. Gene Ontology annotation, molecular function: DNA-binding transcription activator activity, RNA polymerase II-specific; RNA polymerase II cis-regulatory region sequence-specific DNA binding. The transcript is spliced from 2 exons. Gene Ontology annotation, biological process: regulation of transcription by RNA polymerase II. The record is from RefSeq and is a predicted model, not a curated record. Lineage: Eukaryota; Metazoa; Arthropoda; Insecta; Diptera; Culicidae. Gene Ontology annotation, cellular component: nucleus. The coding region runs from base 146 to 1591 and encodes 481 amino acids.
UCAAUAUGUAUUAAUGGCAACUCUGCCCACAAGAAAACAUCAACAAAUACGAUCACCGCGGUCCGUGAUAGACAUAGAAGUGAAAACAAACAAAUUUGGUACAUUUUUAGUAGAAAUUAAACGAUGAUUUCCGUAUUUUCAGAUAAUGGAAUCUUCCAACGCACGUGAAGGUAUACCAAAGAAGGAGGGAGCACCAAACAGCCCAUUAGAACUUUUCUCUCCAUCCAGCUUAGAUCCAAAUCAAUACGAAUGUCAGUUUUGUGACAAAGAGUUUCCGCGGAAGUGUGAUUACCACCAACACGCCUUAGCAUCUGAAGACAAACGGCCUUUUGAAUGUGACAUUUGUGGAAAAAGAUUCUCACUAGCAAACGCUAUGAUCAAGCAUACGAUCGUUCACACUGAUAAACCAUACAAAUGCGACGUGUGCUACAAAGAGUUUCGGUCUAGUCAGCGGUUUACGGACCACAAAAACAUUCACAUCGGCGAGCGGCCGUACAAGUGCACUUUAUGCGAAAAAGAAUUUGCUGCCAAGUCUUACCUAUCAAGACACAUGUCAGCACACGACAAAGAUUACAGGUACAAGUGCGAAGUGUGUGGCAAAAGUUUUUAUCAUAGCGCAAGCCUCUCGAAACACAAACAUAUCCAUAUGAAUGAAAAGUUCACAUGCGUCAUAUGCAAAAAAGAUUUUACCACUAAAUAUUACCUAGAUCACCACAUGUACAGUCAUACUGGAGACAAACCGUACAAAUGUAAUGUAUGUGGCAAAGAACUAAUGUCUAGUCAACGAUUGAUGGAUCACAAAAACGUUCAUACGGGUGAGCGACCGUAUAAAUGCACCUUAUGCGAAAAAGAUUUUUCGUCCAAAAUUAUGCUUGCUCAACACAUGCUUCUUCACACUGGCGAACGACCGCAUAGUUGCACUGUAUGCGGAAAAGAUUUUGUUAUUAAAUCUUAUCUAACCAGACACAUGUCUAUUCACGUAAAUGAUUACAAGCAUAAGUGCGACGUCUGUGGUGAAGGCUUCAAUCAUAGUACUAGCCUCUCGAAACACAAACGCAUUCAUACGAACGAGAAAUAUAAAUGCACUGUAUGCGAAAAAGAGUUUACCACUAAGUACUACCUAAGUAAACAUAUGCUUAGUCACACGAAUGAUUACGAUCAUAAGUGUGCGGUGUGUGCCAAAGGAUUCAGAAACAAAUCACUCUUGAAAGACCAUGAACACAGUCAUACGGGUGAACGACCGUACAAAUGUACCGUAUGCGAAAAAGAUUUUUCCACCAAAUAUUACCUAAGAAAACACUUGCAUAGUCACACAGAUGAUUACAAGCAUAAGUGCAAUGUGUGCGACAAAGAAUUCAUUAACAGAUCACUGUUGAAAAAUCACGAACAUAGUCACACAGGUGAGCGACCUUACAAAUGCACGGUAUGCAGCAAAGAUUUUUUCGCUAAAACAAACCUUGCUCUACACAUGCGCCUUCACACUGGUGAGCGACCCUACAAAUGCACUGUAUGCGGAAAAGAUUUUCCCAUUAAACCUUACCUAUCCAAACACAUGUUUAUACAUGAAAGGGAAUACAAAACACAUGUGUAAAGCUAAGCAUUCAUAAACAUAUCACUCUUGAAAAAUCAAAAACUCAAUCAUACAGGCGAGUGGCUUUACAAACGUACAAUCCAGAUUUUCUAGUUUGUUAUAUACUAUUUCAUCAUAGCUCAUGUAGCUGUCAUAUAAUUGUAACAUUUGUAUAUAAAGCAAAAAAUA